CGAUUUUUGUAAGGUCCGACCUGCGGUUCUGGGAGUUGGCUGAGAGAGGUUGUCGAGCAUGCUGAUUACGAAUGCAAUGUUAAUGCAACCAUCGCAUUCUUCUUUAUGGCCCUCGUUAACCUCAGAAUCUACAGAACGGUUGCAGCCACUUGGAUAUACUUACGAUUAUCCUCCCUAUCUGCCUGUAUAUGAGCCGAUCUCCUCUACUGGUCUUCCUGCCCGAGAUGAUGUUGACAGUGGACGGACAUUGGAUUUUGCCAGAUCAUCUUUGUCAUCCAUCAGAACUGCUUAUCAGCCUCAUGCGGCACCACCCAGUGGUUUGCAUGGCGAUGACUUGAUUUGGAGGGAUCCAAGUAAAACUCCCAAGAAGUCCGACUAUGACGACGGUGUGGCACUUUGGGGAGAUCCGGAUGUUGUUAACGCACGACCAGUUCACAAUUGGCUUGUUGGAGAAGGAGAAGAUGAGGAUCUUGAGAUCGCUUUGGGUCGUUCACCUUCUCCCGAACUUGGAAAGGAAAACUUUAAGGGUUGUGAACGCGGAGAUUCUGCUGAUGAAUGGCCUUUUCCUUUUCCAAAACCUAUGAACAAAAAGGUUGUUCCUACCGGAUGGAGUGAGGCAAGAGCUGCAGCAAACCCCUUCGCAGCACAACAGGUCGCUGCGACAGAGAUUCCCAGUCUACUGCCGAGCGAUGCCGCUGACGUUUUCGAUUUUCUGUGGCCCGAGAAUCACACUCGAGACUUUGAACGACGUAAACGAAGUCCUCCAACGGUCCAUGCUAUCAAUGAACUGCAAGCGUUGAUUCUUGGUCUUCGCGCUGUAGAAACUGAUCUACAGCUACUUGUCGAUCAAAUCAAGAACGGAGUUAGCCACGAGAUCGCAUGGCUCCUAUCCCACAAAGGAAGGCUCGAGUUUGAGCGUAUCGUUCUCGGCAUAGCGACAAUGAGAACUGACAUCUCAAACUUCUCGAAACAGCUGCAGUCAGCGAGGAACACCGACAUCAUGAACGACUCGAUGAUUCGCCAUGAUCAACCCCUCUAUGAUUUCCAAUUCCCUCUGUGAUCUCGUAAUCUGUAUCUUUCACAGUCAUUGCUCGCUCUCUAUCUGCCAAAUAUUAGUAGUCGCCUCAUCAUGAUAUCUAUCAGUGUUGUGUCCUCAUAUCCUUCAGGCAUCAUAUGCAUUGGGUAAAAUAAUACAUGGUAUAAAUAUGGUUGCU
Messenger RNA from Cylicocyclus nassatus, 1214 nucleotides. Lineage: Eukaryota; Metazoa; Nematoda; Chromadorea; Rhabditida; Strongylidae. The record is from the annotation of a GenBank genome assembly.